Molecule: messenger RNA, 5604 nt
Organism: Prorocentrum cordatum
Lineage: Eukaryota; Dinophyceae; Prorocentrales; Prorocentraceae
Source: the annotation of a GenBank genome assembly
AUGGAGGCGAUCCGACAGCGCAGAGCGCUCGACACCUGGCCGGUUCUCAGCGACCGGCGGCCUUCCACGGCGAUGGGGCUACAGGGCGGUAGGUGUCAGAAUCGCGGAGAACCUUCGAGGGAGUUCGAGCCUUUCUGCCGUGAACAGUUCAUGGCCGCCUGGGUGCACGCUGCAGGCGGGUGGGUUCUCGGCGCGCUCUCCGAGCGCUGGACUGGACCUGGCCGCAGCGGGAUCGCCGAGGUCUCCUGCCGCUGCGUGUUCGAGGGCUCGGACACGACCGACGGCCUGGUGGCCAUCCUCCGGGAGCAGCUGGCACGCUGCGGCCCGGAGCACCUGCAGGGGGUCGCGUGCCAGCCCUGCCCUCCGUGCCCGCUCCCGCCUGGGCACUACACGGGGCUCGACCUCUGCGGCGCGGCCGUGGUGGGCGUGGCCCUUGGCGCUGGGCUCGCGACCGCGGGCUGGCUGGCGGCGGGCUCGCCUGGACGGCCGGCGGCGCGAGCGCGCGCCCUCGCCGUCGAGGACGACGCCGGCGGCACGCACGUGGCGACGCCGGCGGGCCUCGGGUACGAGGACGACGAGAACUUCCAGUGGCAUCACCGUGUGCUGCUGGUGAAGGGCGAUGCCCAGAAGUGGAUCUGGCUCACGCCGGAUGGGGAGGUGGCCUUCGUCGACCUGGCCACGUUCCGUGUGCUGGCCCUUCGGCGGUCGGGCCCCUUCCCGGCGCGGCAUGCGGGCAACAUCUACGCCUUCGACGAAGUGGCGCCGGAGGACAUGCAGGGCUACCUCGAGGAGGCCAGGGCGCUGGGGACGAUCCUCGGGUUCGACCUCGCCGGCGUCGUGGGCCUCCCCGGGGACAAGUGGUACGUGAGCGACCCCACCUCGUCGCACUUCGGCGAGGAGGUGCCGCCGCAGGUCCUCGCCAACGAGGAGGUCCUGGUGCGGCGUGGGGAUGUUGGGCUCGUACGGCUGGACGACGUCUGGGUCCACGCGAUCAAGGUGGGCGAGGGUCAGAAUUUCGACACGCACCUCGCCCGAGCUCGCGGGGGCGCGGGCCGGGACCCGCGCAUCGUGGGCGACGACAGGGACCAGGAUGGAGGCAGGUACAUCGACUUCCGGGACUCGGUGCGCCGCAUGAAGGAGGCGACGAUACCGGGCUGGCCGCUGCAGGGCCGCCGAGCGACGAGGGAGGCUGUGCUUUCGCUUCGAGACGGUGGUCAGGGCAACUGGGAGGAACACCACACCACGUGGCUCCGCCGCAGCGGAGUGGCCGAGCGCGGGAACGUCGCCCGGGAGCACCACAUGAUCUGCGUGUCUCUUCGGAUGAUGCAGCAGUUCGAUCAGCUCGACCUGUUCAACAUUGCGGGCGCCGAGUAUCUCGUCAGACGGCUCAAGCAGCUGGAGUCGGCGACCCGCAAGAACCCUCGGGCCCCCGACUUCGAGGGACUCGACCUCAUCCUCGACACGGGGGUCGACGACACGGGCGGCAUGGUGCUGCCGGAGUUCGACGGAUGGGUUGGCGACCAGGCGCGUGCCCGCGCUCAGACCAUGAAGGCGAAUCGGCAGUGGCAGGAGGAGAGCGUCGCUCACGUGAACACCGUGUUCGUGAGGCAGUACAUUCGAUCAACUGUCUCGCCGCCUGCACGGUGCGCCAUCGGGGCCGCGGGCCAGGUGGCGCUGCCGAUUCAGGGGCUGCGGGAGCUCCUCAAGUCCGACUCGCUCUACGGAGGCGCGCCGUCCAAGGUCGUCCCGUACGAGGAGUCCAAGCUCAAGUUCUGGCAGUCCUCGGUCACGCCUCGAGACGUGGAGGAGGUCUGCCCCAAGAUCGUCGUCGACGCCUUCCGCGACCCCGACGCCUACAUCCGCAAGCCGGACCGCGUGGUGGAGCAGGACCUCGAGCUCCUGCCGCCGAUCAAGCCGUACUGGGACGCGCGGCUUGCCAGCGACGCCAGCCUUCGGCGGGACUUCCUUCUCAGGCUCGCGGGGCGGGGACUGGUCGGCUUCCGGAGGCGCAUCAGGUCACGUGUGGGGUGUUUUUUCGUCGAGAAGAAGGGCGGCUGGAUCCGCCUGGUCGUCGACGCUCGCGACACCAACCGCACCCACUGGGCGCCGCCGCAUGCCGCCCUCGGGACCCCCGCCGCCCUCAGCGAGCAGGACUGGUCCGAUGCUGCGCUCUCGGACGCUGGAUGGGUCAGCGCUGAUGGCUCUCCCGCUCAGAUCUUCGGGUCGUCCCUCGACCUCCAGGACUCGUUCUACCAGUUCUUCUCGGAGCGCGUCGCGGAGGAUUUCGGGAUGGACUUCCCUGAGCGGGCCUCGUACUACCAGGUCUCCCACAUCUGGACGCCCGACGGCCUGUCCCCUGUCGACCCCGACGAGCUCGUCUUCCCGGUCUUCCGCGGGGUGCCGAUAGGGUGGUCAUGGGCACUCUGGGCCGUGCACUCGUCCGUCACGUCCUGGGUCUCUGACACGCUGCCGGGGGGUGCCCGGCGCCUGCUGCUCGACAAGCAGCCAGCUCCCGUCGCGGCACCCUUCCGCCCCACGGGGUCGGUCUACGUGGACAACGUCUCGUUCCUGGGCCUUUCGAGCGACGACGUCGGGCAGGCGCUGCAGGCCGCGAAGGACAAGCUCGACUCGCUCGGCAUCGCGCGCCACGAGGUCGAGGGCCCGGCCACACACUUCAGCACCGUCGGCGUCGAGUACGACGGGAGGCGGAGGCGCCUGCGUCAUUCCGAUCACCGAGCCUGGCGCCUCUACUUGGCCUGUCAGGAGCUCGAGCGCCCAGGGGUCCCUCGCGCGGCCUGGCAGAUCCGAGUGUUCCUCGGGCACUGUGUGCAGCACUGCCUGCUGCUGCGGCCGGCCCUCUCGAUCUUCCGCCUGCUCUACCGCUUCGUGGACGCGCAGGGCCAGGGGCCCCCAGUCGCUCUGUCUGCUGGGGCCCGCCGGGAGAUCCAGCUCUUCAGGGGCCUCAUCUUCCAGGCCGUCGUCUUCUUGGACCGGCCGAUGUCCUCCCUGGUUUUGUGCUCCGACUCGUCCGAGGCGGGCUACGCUCUCCACCGCCGACGCGCUGACGUGCGACUCCUUCGGCAGCUGGCUGCUACCCGGGAGAGGUGGAGGUUCGUCCCCGACGAGAAGCGGCCCGACGCGGCGCUCGACGACACCUUCUCCCCGGGCUGGGUGCCGGGCGCUGGUGGAGUGCUGGGGGAGCCGCCGGGCGCUACAGGCAUGGCCGUCUGGGCCCCCCCGCCGACGCGCUCGAGGGAGGGCGCCCGAGGCGUACUCAAGGGUCGUCUCAGGCCCACUGUGCGACCUGCUGGCGUCUCCGUGCCCGACAGCCUGGUCGAUCCCAGGGACUGGUCUCUCAUCGUGGAGGGCGCCUGGCGCCGCGGGGCCCCCAUUCACCUGCUGGAGGGUCGCAUCGCCCUGGGGGGCCUGCGGCGCGCCGCCCGGCAGGUCGACUGCCACGGGUCCCGCGUGCUCAGCCUGGGCGACAACAUGUCGGAGCUCCUCUCCAUCGAGAAGGGGCGGGCCGUGGACCUCGGCCUCGCCUGCCUGUGCCGGAGGGCCGCCGCCUACCAGAUCGCCUGUGGGAUCUCCUGGCGGCGCCGACACCUCGACACGGACCGCAACCUCAGUGGCGCGGGGUCGAGGAAGGCGCUGCAGGGCGUCUACCGCCAGGGGCAGCGGCGGGUUGGCGGCAGGUCGGACAGGCCCACUCUGCCCGCGGGCUGCCCGCCGCCGGCGCCCACGACGCCGGCCCCGCCGGCGCCCUCGGCGACCGCCAGCUGGCCAGUCGCCGAGGAGGCUUGCGAGCCUCCCCCCGCGGCGCGGCUGCGCGGCGGCCGACUUCAGACCUGCCCGCCGCGGCCGCCGCCGCGGGCUUCUGGAGCUGCUGGCCGCUGCGGGCCGCGGCGCUCCCCACGGUCACGAGAGGGGCCCGCAGCCGGCGCCCCUGGCCACCCUGCGCGCAAGGCGACGUUCGACGAGGCCGAGGGGGCCCGCGACCUGUCGCCGCCGCUCGGUCUGGCGGUCGCGGCUCCGAUCGACAUCAAGUUCGGGGGUUGGGGCGACCUGCUUCGGCCCAGCAUCGAGACCGUCGUUCGCCAGUGGAUCGUCUCUCGCAAGGUCUGGUUCGUGCACUUCGGGACUCCGUGCACUCCGUGGUGGUCCCUCGAGAACCCCCGGGGAUCUUGGCUCUUCUCUUGGGAGCCUCUCCAGAAGUUCCUGUCCGAGCAUAGCAAGGUCUCCGUGGUAUAUGACUGCUGUCAGUUUGGAGCCCCGUACCAGAAGCCCACCAGGAUUGAGUCUGACCUCCCCGAGCUCGGUAUCCUUGAAAGGCGUUGUCUUGGAGGUCAUGCCCACGAGCAUCUUCAGGGGAAGGUCAAGGUCCGUGAUCGCCAGGGUCGGCUCAAGCAGUUCUGGCGCACGACCCUGGCUGGAGCCUACCCUCCUGGAGUCUGCCACAGCGCCGCCCGGGCCUUGGCGCGCGCGGCGCCGGCUGCAGCCUGGCGACCAGAUGGGGAUCCACUGCUGCCCGGUCACUGGGAGGCUCAGCUCCGCCGUGCAGCCAAGAUGGUCGACGUCCAGCCGUCCCUCGAGUGCCCCAGCUGCCCGCGGAAGUGGGUCGCGCUCUGGCCGCCAGACGCCGUGCCCGCUGACUCCUCGCCGGGCUUCCUGCGGCGUUCGCAGGUGCGGCCGGCCACUCAGGCCCGCUACCUCGCCAGCGUCGCCGUGUUCGCCACGGCCAUGGGUGUCGUCGCCGACCGCUGGGUGAGCAAUGACCUCCCCCUGGUGGACACACUCCUUGAGGAGUACUUCGAGCAGCUCUACGUCGACGGCGGCAGCAAGAGCACGGCCCGCUACACCUUGGCCGCCUUGGCCUACCGUUUCAGCGUGUCUCUUCGUGCCCCAGGCGUCUUCCCGAAGGCGAAGGGCGCCCUCGCUGGCUGGGGCAAGCUCGAGCCGGACGUCACCUCGGAGCCGCUCUGCUGGGCUGCUGCGUGCUUGAUGGCUCUGUACCUGGCCGGCCUCAACACGGAGAUCGCCCUGCAGGCCGCCCGCGGCCUGGUGGUGCAGUUUGACACGUACCUGCGCCCUGGUGAGCUGCUGGACCUCCGCGUGCCCUGCUGCAUCCUGCCGCAGCCGAGUGCCGGCUCAGGGUACAACAAGAUGGGGCUCGUCGUCGGCGCCUCCGCGCUGGUCAUGGGCGACGACGACGACACCGUGCUCAUCGAUGGCCAGUCUCGUGCGGGUGUGGCUGGCGCGCUCAUGGCCCUCGUCAAGAGCGCCAACCAAGCCCGCCAAGGGCGCCUCAUGUUUCUCCAUUCGUACGCUUCGUACAACCGCUUGCUCAAGAGGGCCGCCGUCGCCGUCGGCCUCCCGACCAAGGUGACAGCCCACCUCCCUCGGCACGGCGGUCCGUCGGAGGACUACUUGAGAGGUGCCCGCUCGCUGGCCGACAUUCAGUCUCGUGGCAGGUGGUCGAGCUUCCGUUCUGUACAGCGCUAUCAGAAGAGCGGCCGUGCUCUUGCAUCCUUCAGACGCCUCUCGGCCGCUGUGAAGGCAGAGGCUAAGCGUGCGGAGGCCUUGCAGUUGUCCUUCCUCUCGUAG